This is a messenger RNA of Ceratotherium simum simum (southern white rhinoceros), 2133 nucleotides long. RefSeq names its product angiopoietin like 3 (gene ANGPTL3). Gene Ontology annotation, biological process: blood coagulation; positive regulation of heterotypic cell-cell adhesion; blood coagulation, common pathway. Gene Ontology annotation, cellular component: fibrinogen complex. Gene Ontology annotation, molecular function: protein-macromolecule adaptor activity; extracellular matrix structural constituent. Lineage: Eukaryota; Metazoa; Chordata; Mammalia; Perissodactyla; Rhinocerotidae. The record is from RefSeq and is a predicted model, not a curated record.
GAGAGAGUUUAGAAGUCUAGGUCUGCUUACAGGAGAAAACUAGUUCCAAAUUGCUUGCAAUUGAAUAAUAGGAUAAAAAUGUACACGAUUAAGCUCUUUCUUUUUAUUGCUCCUCUAGUUAUUUCUUCCAGAAUUGAUCAAGACUAUUCAUCAUCUGAUUCUGUAUCUCCAGAGCCAAAAUCAAAAUUUGCUAUGUUAGAUGAUGUAAAAAUUUUAGCCAAUGGCCUCCUUCAGUUAGGACAUGGUCUUAAAGACUUUGUCCACAAGACUAAGGGCCAAAUUAAUGACAUAUUUCAAAAACUCAACAUAUUUGAUCAGUCUUUUUAUGAUCUAUCACUGCAAAUGAAUGAAAUCAAAGAAGAAGAAAAGGAACUUAAAAGAACUACAUCCAAACUGCAAGUCAAAAAUGAAGAAGUGAAGAAUAUGUCACUUGAGCUCAACUCAAAACUUGAAAGCCUCCUAGAAGAAAAAAGUCUACUUCGACAAAAAGUGAAAUAUUUGGAGGGGCAAUUAACCAAGUUCAUUAAAAAUCAACCUGAAAAUCAGGAACACCCAGAAGUAACUUCACUACAAACUUUUGUAGAACAGCAAGAUAAUAGCAUCAAAGAUCUUCUCCAGACCAUGGAAGAACAAUAUAGACAAUUAAACCAACAGCACAGUCAAAUAAAAGAAAUAGAAAAUCAGUUAAGAAGAACUGGUAUUCAAGAAUCCACAGAAAAUUCUCUUUCUUCUAAACCAAGAGCACCAAGAACUAUUCCCUCUCUUCACUUGAAUGAAACAAAAAACGUAGAGCACAAUGACAUUCCUGCUGAUUGUACCACCAUUUACAACAGAGGCGAACACACAAGUGGCAUCUAUUCCAUUAGACCCAGCAACUCGCAAGUUUUUAAUGUCUACUGCGAUGUCAGAUCAGGUAGUUCAUGGAUAUUAAUUCAACGCCGAAUAGACGGAUCACAAAACUUCAAUGAAUCUUGGGAAAACUACAAAUAUGGUUUUGGGAGGCUUGAUGGAGAAUUUUGGUUGGGCCUAGAGAAGAUAUACUCCAUUGUAAAGCAAUCUAAUUACAUUUUAAGAAUUGAGCUAGAAGACUGGAAAGACAACAAGCAUUAUAUUGAAUAUUCUUUUCACUUGGGAAAUCAUGAAACCAACUAUACGCUACACCUAAGUGAGAUUACUGCCACUGUCCCCAAUGCACUCCCAGAACACAAAGAUUUGGUGUUUUCCACUUGGGAUCACAAAGCAAAAGGACAAUUCAAUUGUCAAGAAAGUUAUUCAGGAGGCUGGUGGUGGCACGAUGUAUGUGGGGAAAACAACCUAAAUGGUAAAUAUAACAAGCCAAGAUCAAAAACUAAGCCAGAGAGGAGAAGAGGAAUAUGCUGGAAGUCUCAAAAUGGAAGAUUCUACUCUAUCAAAUCAACCAAAAUGCUGAUCCAUCCAAAAGAUUCAGAAAGCUUUGAACUGAGGCAAGUUAAAAAGCCAAUGAAAUAAAUAUUACACUCAUCCCAAGUUACUGUGGUUUAAUAAUCUGGUAUUAAAUCCCUAAUAGAAGGUUUUAGAAAUAGAUUCUUUAUUUUAAAACCACUACCAACUUUAAACAUAUUGUCACAUGACCUCAAAGAACACCAUUUACCUUUCUCAAUCAAAAUUCUUAUGAUAUCAUUUAUUCAUAUAUUUUGUGAUGUGGGAAUCAAUUUUAGAUGGUCACAAUCUAAAUUUUAACCAAUGGGUAAAUUUUUAAAUAACUUUUUUAAAAUAAAAAACUUACAAAGCUUUUAUUUUAAAAGUCAUCAUGUGGGCUAAUUUCACAACUUCUUCAGUUUAAAAAACUAGUUGUCUUACUAAAACUCUAAACUUGAAGCCAAAUGAAGUAGGGUGAAAUAUUGUAUUGAAAUAGAGUCACUGUCUUAACAAUGCAGUAGACCAUGAUUACUAAGUCAUAUUGACUUUAGUAUCAGGUAUCACUGAACCUUAACAUAUUUGUUAACUUAUCUAUAUUGCAUACAUUUUAUAUAUUUUAACACUUAAUACCAUGAAAACAAUUUUAAAGGGAUCUUUUCAGAAUACAAUAAGAAUGAACGUAUUUGUAGCAUCAAGUUAACGCUGAAUAAUUUAUGCCCCCUGGACAUGAUACGA